AUGACCCAUAUACAGAUCGUUAACUGCAUUAACCUUCCAAGAGCUGAUUUAGAUGGAAAUAGUGAUCCAUACGUCAAGAUUCUUGGCCGUAAAAAGGGCUCAGACAAAUUCAAAGACAUCGGGAAAACUGAUACAAUUAAAAACACUUUAAAUCCUAAAUUCAAAGAUAAACCAUUCCCAAUCGAGCCAGAUACAGAAGAGAUCAAACUAUCAGUCUAUGAUUACGAUUUUAUGGGUAAAAACGACGAAUUAGGUGAAGUCGCAUUCAAAAUCGCUGAAAUUAGUGGCAACAAGCCUAUAACACUUACACUUUCUAGAGUACAACUUUCUAUACUCCAGAAUUGCUUCCCAGCUAUUACUUUCGUUGUUUCGAAACCAGAAGAACAAGUCAUGGCACCACCACCAGCCGUUAAACCACCACCUCCACAGAAACAAGAUAUUAAGUUUGUUAUUGCCGAAAGCGCCAAAAAUAACUUAAUUCUUGGCAUCGCAAUUAUUGAUGAAACAGAAAAGAAAUAUUAUAUCUCUGAUGAGACAACUGGUGCACCUGCAAACUAUAAAAAGUGCAAAGCUGAAAAUGAAUACAAAAUUAGACUGGCAAAAUUAGCACAACCACUUAAAAUCAUUCCAUUUAUUAGAACAACACGAAAUUUUAAACCAGGACAGAUCAAAGUCCAAGCUAAACUUAAAAAUCAAGUCAUUGGCGAGUUCAAAAUGAACCUACAAUACAGAGGCGAAUGGACAUUUGAAUCUGCACUUGAAGUUCCAUCAAAGAAGGUUAUUUCUAUCAAACAGUUCAACCGUAAUAACUAUACUAAUGAAGAGUGGAUCAGUAUGAUCCCAGGAAUACAAAAAGCUGAAUAUCACAAAUAUUUAAAAAAUUCUUUAUAUAUAUUAUUUUUAGCAAAUAGAAAUAGUUUUUUAUAG
Trichomonas vaginalis G3 is the source of this 927-nucleotide messenger RNA. Its product is annotated as C2 domain-containing protein. The record is from RefSeq and is a predicted model, not a curated record. Gene Ontology annotation, molecular function: calcium ion binding. Bases 1 to 927 code for a protein of 308 amino acids. The transcript has a single exon. NCBI's taxonomy places the organism in Eukaryota, Parabasalia, Trichomonadida, Trichomonadidae.